Messenger RNA from Botrytis sinoallii, 852 nucleotides. RefSeq lists its product as uncharacterized. The coding region runs from base 1 to 852 and encodes 283 amino acids. The transcript has a single exon. The record is from RefSeq and is a predicted model, not a curated record. Lineage: Eukaryota; Fungi; Ascomycota; Leotiomycetes; Helotiales; Sclerotiniaceae.
AUGAAUAUUGAGCCAGAUGUCAGAUAUGAUCUUGAUAUCUUUUGUUCCAACAAGCGACUCAACCUCGACGUUUAUAAUCAUCUUCAUCUCCUCGUUUUCCAACAACUUUUACCUCAUCUUUGGCUCACUGUUAGAGCUGGUCGUGCACAGGAAAUUCCCCGAGAGCAUAGAAUUAUAAUAUUGCAGUUAAGGCAGGCUAUACUUCGAGAUCUUGCAUUUAACUCUGCAGAGAGUAUUUACAAGGAGAAGAAAGAGGAAGGAAAAUGGAGACAAGCGAUGGGUGCGGACGCCCCGCUCAUUGCAGAAGUUUGCGUUAAUCCUUCAACUGAUAGAUGCAUGAUAUGCCUGGAAUCGUUGAAUAGCAGAGUGUGUUUAAAAUUGAAGUGUAACCACACGUACCACAAAGAUUGUCUUGCACUGAUGGUCGAGUUCAAGGGAUGCGCCAUCUGCAGAGAUGAAUGCCGUGGUCCAUUGCCUGAUAUAUCAGUAGAGAAUGAUGGCCCAUGGCCAGAAUGGUUACAAGCGAUCGCUCCUCCUCAACGCCCACGAGUGCAGGAAGAGCUUCUUGCGCAGCCUCCUCCUACAGAUGAGGAAAUAAGUGGAUUAGAGGCGGCUUUCAAUCAAACUCAAAAAAGAACUGCAGAGUUGUACGAGAGUGUGUUGCGCAAUCAACAAGAUCUUUCGAAUGCCAGAUUCAAAGUGGAAGGCAGUGAGUACAGCAUGAAAGAAAAUGCGUCGAAGAUAAGUGAUCUUGAGUGGGACGCACAUAAUAGUCGCAUGGCUGUUAACUUAGGCGAGGGAAAGGAACCGAUAAGCGAAAAUACAAGCGCUAUGAACAAUCGCUGUACGUGA